Ostrea edulis (European flat oyster) is the source of this 2004-nucleotide messenger RNA. RefSeq lists its product as uncharacterized. The record is from RefSeq and is a predicted model, not a curated record. The transcript is spliced from 2 exons. Bases 675 to 1382 code for a protein of 235 amino acids. Lineage: Eukaryota; Metazoa; Mollusca; Bivalvia; Ostreida; Ostreidae.
UUUAGAAAAUGACAUUACUCCAAAUAUUAAAAUUGGAAUAAACUUAUCUUAUCUUAUCUAUAUCCCUUUAAACUCUUAAAUUUGAUAUCCCGAUCUUUUAUUAUUAUUAUUUUUAUUUUUUUUGCAUUUCUAGUGCAAAAAGGUCAUUAUUUAUUUCCAUUACUAGUAUUAAACUUUUUUAUCUGUAAAGUUAGAAGACAUGAUUAUGUAUCUAGCUUAUGUAAUUAUUGAUUUGUGUUGCUUACGUUGUGUUGACACUAACAGACAAAUGAAGUUUAAUUGAAUAAAUUUUCGGUGCAAAAAGGCCAUGUUUAGAACACUAUACUUCAAUAAUAAACGUUGCUAGUUCCCAGUUUUUCUUUUCAAUUACCGAAUUCUUCUUCCAUGUAGAAAUCAAAAAUACACUUCCCAAAAAUUGACAUGACACCAAAUCUCAGGUGCGAAGCUCUUUAAUAUGAAUUGAUUUCAUUAUUGUAGAUGUGUCCCUUUCCCAGAAGGUUGGUUUCUCCGCCUUACAGAUAUCCAGUAUAACCGUACCUGGUGUUGAUAACGUUUCUCAUAUCUCGGUUGUGACGCCUGACAGACUGUGGGUGAGUGAUCAUAAAGGACGUCUCCUACAGGUGGACUCCUCCGGACGCGUACUACACGACAAACUGAGAGGUGGAUACUUAGCAAUGGCAUUACCAUACGAUUGUACAGGGUGUCACACCGUCACAGAGGACGGGGACCUCCUGUUUAUAGACGGCGAUGAAGUCCGUAAGUUAACAUCAGACGGGACCGUCAUCACACUCCUCACACCAGACAGGGAAGCACGCUGUAUCCACUCCUCCCGUAUUAACGGCGACAUACUGGUGGGGAGUGAUGGGAAAGUGAUGAGGUACGACAGGACAGGACGGGAACUCCAGGUCAUUGAGAAGGACGAUAAGGGACAGGGAUUGUAUAGAUUACCAAUCUACAUCACGGAGAACAAGAACGGAGAUAUCUGGAAUUCUGACCUGGAUAAGGAAGCAGUAGUAGUGGUGGAUAAAUCAGGACAUCAUCGGUUUGACUACACAAGUCGUCAGUCUGACUACACAGGUCGUCAGUCUGAAGACUCGAGUUACAUGUAUCGCUUUUCCUACACAGAUCGUCAGUCUCACUUCUAUCCCUUUGGUAUAUGUACUGACGUCCUCGGACACGUACUGGUGUGUGAUAUUUAUAAUAACAGUGUUCACCUGCUGGAUCAGCACGGUCAGUUCCUGUCUCUACUGCUGACAGGAGAACAACACGGAAUACGUCCCACGGCUCUGUGUGUGGACGACCAACACAACCUCUAUCUGGGACAGUACGACAGUAACACAAUAAAGGUGUACAAGUAUCUACAGGAUACGGACGUCAAAUAAAACUGAACAAAGAAAACAUUACCUAGGUUUGGUAUGGGACCCCCCCCCCUCCCUUGACAACGAUGGCCAGGGGCGAAUCCAGGAAUUGUGGUUAGGGGCGCAACUUUAUGAGGCAGGGGGUCUGGGGGCCGCCGAGAGGCCCCAGUGGGUCCAGGAUGAAGCCCUUUGAUUUUACAGAUUUUAUCUGAUAUCAAAUGUCUCCUAUGUAGUAAUUUUUACAAUUUUAUGUCGUUCUUAAUAGAGGGAAAUCAAUAAAAUAACGCAGAUUUUAAGGGAUUUUGGAAAAAAUGUAAGUUCUCCCAAUAAAAGCAAUUCAAUAAAUCAAAAGAUUUAGUCAUUUAUUGCUCUGAGAGUGGAAGAAAUUAUUGCUUCUUUUAUCGUUUACAUUUUUCCAAACAAGAGACCACGAUUUACCUUAAAUUUGAAAAUGUAUGGGGGGGGGGGGCACCGGCUGUUCCUCCCCUUAAAUCCACCACUGAUGGCAGUUGAUGGAACUGUUUUUUCCUCUAAAUGUAUAUCACAACACUUUGUUGACUUGUAUUUUUCAGAAUUCAUAUACAUUUUGGUAAACGAUGGUUGUCUUUUACGUUAAAUCAAAAGGAAUGACUUUAAUUCUGGAUUA